UGGUGACAAGGUGGAGGAUCCGCCAAUACUACAUUUGAUGUGGGGUCAUGGAACCGGUAUUAGAUUAGCUUGUGAAGACAUCGGUGGCAUUCGAUAGUGACAGUGAACUGAAAAUCAUUCAUGAUUACUGUGAACAUACGGAUUAGUCGCUAAAAGACGGUCUUCAAAAUAUCAGGAUAUGGCUAAAAUUACACAUCGUCCUGAUCACCCAGACCAGACCAAACUUUAGAAGCGAUCCGGGAAGCGAUCACCAUCUUAAAACGUUUGGUACGUUCGCCAUUUGAAGACAAGCAGUACUAUCUCUCUUACCUGACACAGUCAAGUGAGUUUGUCAUAGUAGGCCUAUGCAUGGUAACGAAUCUAAUGGAUAUCGUCACAGACAUAGUCACCAACAUCGGUACCGAGCAAACUUUCACCGACGUUUACACCGACUGGUCUGCUAACGUUACUUAUUUGCCGACAAAGACCUUCAGGACUUCGACUGGAGAAGUAACAAGCAACGAUGAUAAUCACCGAGACAGUGUCGGGUGGGUAUUUGACCCUCCUGCAAUUUCAGCUUUUAUCUUCUUCCAGGUGAUUGCUGCCAUCCUGGGAGUCGUAGGAAACACAUGUGUCUUAUUAGUGACGAGCAGAUGGAAAGCGAAAAUGAAGUCAACAACGGAUGCCUUGGUGCGUGCUCUGGCAGUUGCCGACCUCUUGACAUCCAUUCUGAUUGUACCUCACCCUUACGCCAGCUCCGUACCUAACACGAUUCUUGGCGAAUUCUACUGCAAGGUUGUCACAUCUCACAUCUUCAUGUGGACAUCUGUCGUCGCCUCGAUACUCACGUUGACUGCGAUUUCGAUCGAAAGAUACUUGGCGAUAUCACACCCUUUCUUUCACAGACGAUCGGUGACGAACAAACGAAUAAGAGGGUUGAUAGUGACCGUAUGGAUCCUGGCUUUUCUCCUCAAUGUCAACCCACUUUUUGUGGAGUAUGUCGAUAAAGUAUCGCACCAUUGCGUCUUUAGAUACCACCGUCGGGACUUGGCGGGAAAGAUGUUUUAUGGCGUGACCGUUUUCAUGAUCGAAUUCAUAACACCGUCUACCAUUAUGGUGAUCACGCACGUCCUUGCCUCGCGCACACUCAACCGCGAACUUCUGCGUUUCGAGAAAAAGACCAGCCAAUCAGAAACUUUUGGGCUAUCUAAGAAGUUGGUCGUGGCAAAGAAAAGAAACAUGAAAUCGCUUUUGAUAAUCUUUAUGACAUUUCUUGUUUGCUGGGCUCCUGAACAGAUAUUCGUGUUGCUUUUCAAUUUAGGAAUAAUUGACCAUUCUCAUCUCGAAAGCCAGGCAUAUUCGUACACCGUGCUACUAGCUUUCGUUAAUUCUUGUGCUAAUCCUAUAAUCUAUACCACACGAUAUCCGAAGUUUAGAACUGCCAUUGCUUCAAUGUUGGCAUGCUGCAGUGGUAAGCAUGGCAAGGGAAAGGACAACAUUCCCCCUGCCAUGCCUGCUACUAUAUUCUCUCCUGACAUGACUGAAAAUAAAAGGAAAGACAGCGAUAACGUUUAAAAAUAAAACAUUUCUUGACCAUAUUUGUCGAUUUCAACAAGUGUGUCGACUGGAGUGCCGACUACUAUACUUUAAAGCAGCAUGACAAUUGGCCCGUUUCAUUUUUAUUCUUCAAUUAUUGCAACCUUGCCGUUAUGGUUACUACCAGGGAAAACUUAAUUUUUAAUUUGUUGCAACCCUCUUAUCAUCAUGAUAGGUAAUAGAAUGCCAAAGUUGUAUACCGCAAAUCGUAACAAGUCUUUUAUUUCAAACGGGCCUCUGAGGGUUGACGGGAUUGGAGAAUAUGACUUUUCUCAGGUAAAUAUGUUUUGUUUAAGUAUGUCAAUGUUUAUGGGAGAGAUUCUAGUGAACUAGAACAAAAAACUGUUAUAAUGACAGUGGGCACUGCAAAAACGUUGCCUAAAAUUUUAAGCACGUCACUCUAACCACUAUAUUGUUUAAACUUUUUAAACAACUGUUUGAAUUCUUAACAAGUUGUUUUAAAAAGUUUGAAUAAUUACAAAAAAAACUGAACAAUUAGCUUUUUGCUAGAGUGACAGGCUUAAACAACAUGCUAUAUUUUUUACUGUGGAAAAGGAGCUUUUUUAAUCCAUGUCGAAGAUCUAUUUAUUUGGCAAAAAUGUACAAAAUUGUUAUAGGUUUUUAAGCCUGGCACAUCAAGCAGUUACAUAAUACUGCUGUA
Lytechinus variegatus (green sea urchin) is the source of this 2236-nucleotide messenger RNA. Its product is annotated as beta-2 adrenergic receptor-like. Bases 349 to 1554 code for a protein of 401 amino acids. Gene Ontology annotation, cellular component: membrane. Gene Ontology annotation, molecular function: G protein-coupled receptor activity. Gene Ontology annotation, biological process: G protein-coupled receptor signaling pathway. NCBI's taxonomy places the organism in Eukaryota, Metazoa, Echinodermata, Echinoidea, Temnopleuroida, Toxopneustidae. The record is from RefSeq and is a predicted model, not a curated record. The transcript has 2 exons.